AACACAAUCUUCAAAAUUCUUCGAUUUUUCUCUUCAAAUCUCCCCAAAAGAAAAAUGCCGAACCCUAAAGUUUUCUUCGACAUGAGUCUCAACGGUGCACCCACCGGUCGUAUCGUGAUGGAGCUUUUCGCUGAUGUUACUCCAAACACGGCCGAGAAUUUCCGAGCUCUCUGUACCGGCGAGAAAGGAAUCGGGAAGAUGGGUAAGCCACUUCACUUCAAAGGAUCAACCUUUCACCGUGUGAUUCCUGGGUUCAUGUGUCAAGGAGGUGACUUCACCGCCGGGAACGGAACCGGUGGUGAAUCGAUUUACGGAGCUAAGUUCAAAGACGAGAACUUUAUCAAGAAGCACACCGGAGCUGGGAUUCUCUCCAUGGCUAACUCUGGUCCCAACACUAACGGAUCUCAGUUCUUCAUCUGUACUGCUCCUACCUCGUGGCUAGAUGGGAAGCACGUUGUGUUCGGUCAAGUCGUUGAAGGUUUGAAUGUGGUGAAGGCCAUUGAGAAAGUUGGAUCUGACUCUGGAAGGACUUCGAAACGUGUGGUUGUCGAGGACUGUGGUCAGCUUUCUUAGAUCUGAAGUGACUUAGUGAGAGAGACACUGAUCUUUUAUGAAUAAUGGUGUCUUUGCUUUUGGUUUGUUUCACUUCUUCCUCCUUUCCUGUAUGGAUGGUUCUAUCUAGGGUUUGAGUGUUUUCUGAUUUGGGAUCGUUUCGAGUUUGUAAAACCCUUUGUUUAGGGUUUUGAAAUUUGACUACCUUGAAUAAAAGUAAAAGCUUUUUAGA
Molecule: messenger RNA, 784 nt
Organism: Capsella rubella
Lineage: Eukaryota; Viridiplantae; Streptophyta; Magnoliopsida; Brassicales; Brassicaceae
Product: peptidyl-prolyl cis-trans isomerase CYP18-4
Exons: 1
Coding region: 55-573 (172 amino acids)
Biological process (GO): protein folding; protein peptidyl-prolyl isomerization
Cellular component (GO): cytosol; plasma membrane
Molecular function (GO): peptidyl-prolyl cis-trans isomerase activity
Source: RefSeq, a predicted model, not a curated record